AUGCCUUACUACUUACCUAUUCUACGGAAUCCGCUUUUAAAUGCUGUCUUCAACUGCCCAACUCCACAAAACUCACCGUUAAAAAAGGUUUUCUCUCAAAUAGGGAAACGCAAGUUUGUAUUGGUAGCGCCGGCGGCUGAAAUUCUUAACGAGUAUGAGGAUCUUGAAAGCGGACUGCUAGUGCAAGAUUUGUGCUAUUCCGCCGACUUCGUCGCUGACCAUAUACUGAUGUUGGACUUCAGAGAGGAAAUGUCUUCCGAGGAAUAUAGGACGCUUAGUGGGAAAACUGUAGCAGUUCGCAAUCAGCAGAGUUUUAUAACUACUGGAGAUGGAUUUGAUACACGCAGAAGGUGUCGAAUCCUUGAAACAGAGCUUCUCACAAACUUCAACGAGUAUCUUCAAGCCUCGGCCACAUAUCCCGUUUUACAUGUGGAUUUUCCUUUUACCGGCCGUUUGGCAAGACGAGACGAGUGGCAACUAUUACGGGUAGUGGGGCCUCUUGCAGAAGAUAGACAGGGAAACGCUCUCGAGAGCGAUGGUGGUAUGACCACAUCCGGGCAUGAUGCCUCCUUGGAACAAAUGCUUCGCAUUCAUCCUACGCACGCAGCGAGACUAAGCGGCAUCUUCAAAGCCCAGAGAGAGGUAUUGGCAAAAUCAAGAUACACCGCAACUGCCCUAGCUUCGCAUUUUACAGAAACAUGCGAAAAAGUGAUAGACAUCAUCGGUCAAGAUGAAGCUUUUCAGAAAUUACCGAAUCUUCAGUCGCAUGUCCAUGAGUACGCUGAGCUGACUUUAUAUGAUUUUUUUUGGGCUCAGCUAACUAAUUCUAUGAAAGGCCAGGAAAUUGAAACUCUGAGCGAUUACAAGGUACUGAGGAACAUCUCAAUAUCGCAAGUCCCUACUUUCCUUUUCCCAAGCAAUCGAUCUAAGUUUGAUCUCCGAUAUGUAACACAGGUUGAGAAAAAUCUGCAAGAAGCUGUUGAAUGCUUCAAGAAGUUGUCUUUAACCAACAGCCAUUCUGCGAAAGCUAAAGUUAUCGUAGAGUCUCUUCAAACCAUAUCCAGAAGCAUUUCGGUUAAUGGAAAGGUAAUUCCGAUUGACGCAGAUACAUUAGUUAGUCUUCUGGUUGUUACGGUAUGUCGGGCUGAAGUUCGGGACCUGAAGAGUCAUUUAUUCUACUUGCAGGAAUUCGCCAAGAACUCAUCACAGGUCACAUUUGGUAUUUUAGCAUAUGGUAUGUCGACUUUAGAGGCUGUGCUAAGCUAUUUUGACAACAGCAAGAAACUGCAUAUGCUUGAGAAGAAUUGUAGUGUGAACCGAGAUUUUUGGACAUGGCUAUCCACUCCCCAACUUGAGUAUGAUAUGAAUAGUUUUCCCGCAUUCGAGAAGCUGCUGAAAAUAAGAACUUCUUCAGGCCACUCUAUUCUAGCGUUCUGUCUGCAAAACAGAAAUCAUGAACUCUUCGAGCAUCUCGCAACAAAUUAUGAAAAGUAUUUCCCCUUGGAGGACUUGCUACGUGAUGAAACAGUCGAAGGGUCAAACUUGUUGAUACAGAUGCUCGACAGCGGUUGUUACAAGCUUGCUGAGACGUUCGUUAGUAUGCUUUGCCACAGCUGUACUCGAGAAGAGCUUGGCAUUUUUCUAAAUCACCCUGAUCGUUAUCAGCGGACAUCGGGGCACUAUAUCAUGCAUGCCCCAAAGCUCAUUUCAAAAAUAGGAAUUUUACUGCAUUGGGAAAAGCAGGACUGUAACGGUCAUACACCACUAUUUGCAGUUAUUCGAGCUUAUGAUCAUCCCGACUAUGAUUUGAUGAUUUCUGAAGCAUACCAAAGCGCAAAAUCCUGGUGCAAAGCUCAAAAUAGACAAUUUAGGAUUUCAAAGCAUGCCGACAAGAAGGGAAAUACGUUGCUUCAUGUCAUAAGAUCAAAUUGUCUUGUUUUACUCAACGACCCUUUUGUUAGAGUAAACGCUACAAAUAAAAAAGGGCUCACGCCUUUAAUGGUUUACGCCAAAUACAAUCGGCUUGAUAAUGUAAAAUUCAUUGUUCAGGAUAAUCGACUAAUCAUUGACAAGUAUCAAGAGGGCACAUAUUUGACGUGUUUCGACUAUUUUAAGAACCCCACUAUUUUAAAGGAACUGGGAAAACUACCGUCAAAAUUCGCCUCUUUUGGGAUCAAUUCAAUUUGUGCUCGAAGCAUAAAGUUCGAAAGCGAUGAUUGGGUCAUGUGGAUGACUUUUAUGAGCAAAAGUAACCAUACAUCAGCCGUUGUGAUUAAGCGACCGUUAACAUUCAUUCAAAAUUAUAUGCUACUUUUUCUAAAAGCGAACCCUACAACAUUUGUGCCUAUCAAAGAUCUCGUGGAAGAGUUGCGUGAACUUUCUAAAAUGAAAAUCAUAUCCAUUAAUAGGAUAGAAACGCAGGACUUUUUGAAGAAGGCUUCCAUUGUUUUAAGCGUUAUUACGCAAGAUAAUGAUUUUGCUGACGCUUUUCACAACUCCAACUUGAAUUUGGAUUUGAAAACAGGUAAUGAUAAAAAGCUUCAUUCUUCAGACUUUAAGGGGACGAUUGAGCCCGAAGAGAUGACCAGCAUUCAAAAAAUUCUCAAAUAUUACCGAGCUGAACUGGUAGCUUUCAAAGAGGGGGCGCUCGUUCUGAAAAAACUGGCGAUAUUUGGAGAUCUCAAAAGCUCGGAUCUCAAUAAGUCUCAUAAACAAUUCAUCAGCAGAGCUAAUACUUAUUUCUGUUCAAAUGACGCUGUUAGUGGAACGAUACCCGAUCUAGACUCAUUACUUCAUAGAACUGCGUUCGGCUCUUUCGUUGGCAAUGUAAGCUUUUUUCAAAACUGUGCUGAAAUUCUAAGUCGAAAUAUCGAGAAGGUCUUGACUGGCGACAUUUCAAAAUGGUGGCAAACCUACGGCGAACUAGCUGCUCUUCGUCAUGAAUAUAACAAGAACUUUCCGGGUUCCAUAAGACCCAACGUUACAGCCAACCCCGGACUCUUCGGUUCGUAUAUCGAAACCAAAAGGUCAAAACUGGAGCAAAGUAUCUCUACGAAAAUCAAACACUGCAGUAGUAUCCUCGUGAAGCUCGGUUUGAGUAUCAGAAGAGAAAACGAACAUUUAGCAGUUGAGGUUAACAAAUUCAUUAAUUUCAAAAAUGAUUUCUGGAAAUCUGUGACAAUAGAAGAACACGCAGAGCUCAACAUAAAAGUGCUGCGGGAUCAGCUUGUAUGCUUAGAAGAGCUACUUCAUGAUUAUAAAGACAAGUUCGAUAUCGAUCGUGUAAAUAAUUUACAUAUUGGGACAUAG
Messenger RNA from Lachancea nothofagi CBS 11611, 3309 nucleotides. The record is from the annotation of a GenBank genome assembly. Lineage: Eukaryota; Fungi; Ascomycota; Saccharomycetes; Saccharomycetales; Saccharomycetaceae.